This is a messenger RNA of Rhipicephalus microplus (southern cattle tick), 1288 nucleotides long. RefSeq names its product putative serine carboxypeptidase CPVL. Gene Ontology annotation, biological process: proteolysis. NCBI's taxonomy places the organism in Eukaryota, Metazoa, Arthropoda, Arachnida, Ixodida, Ixodidae. The record is from RefSeq and is a predicted model, not a curated record. Gene Ontology annotation, molecular function: serine-type carboxypeptidase activity.
AUGCCAGAGGCCCACCUGGUCAGAGGUCCUUACACCCGUCAACCACAAGGAGGCGAGCUGGAAACCCCCAGUGACACCGAAGACACUGAUUUGUAUUCUAUGUCGGAAGGCGACACAUCCGAUGACAGCUUUAGACCUGUCCGGGGUGGACCCGGGAAAUCUGCACUCCAUGGACAGUUCCUGGAGAAUGGCCCACUCGGAAUGACUUUCUUGGGAACUCUUUACAAGAGGCGACACACACUUCUCAAGCAGUUUAACAUUAUCUACUUGGACCAGCCGGUAGGAGAGGGAUACAGCUUUGACAAACGCCGCAAAUACCCUUCAUCGCUCCAGGAGGUUUCCAUUCACCUCACGACGUUCAUGAGACGCUUCUUGAGGCUUUUUCACGAAUACAGAGGAAGGGACUUCUUCAUUGCGGGGGAAUCAUACGGAGCACGGUCAGCGGUUGGAAUGGCAAACAGGUUGUUGACCCAAACACCAGAAGAAUUGCCCCUGCGCUUCAAGGGAGUCAUGCUUGGUGUCCCGUUUCUAUUCCCGUUACUGCACAUAACCAACUCGGCUGACUUCCUCUACUGUAGUGGACUAUUGGAUGAGGACGGCCGCGAACUGUUUUCUGUCAGGUUUUUCAUGAUACAGAAACUAGUUUCAUUGAAACAGUACUUAAACGCUGCCGGACUUCUGAGCCAAACUGUUUUUGACUUGGGAUUCCAGGGCGAGCAAAGUUUAUUCUCAAAUCUGACCGGAUUCUUUGACCACGCGAGUAUAGUAAGCGCCCGAAAACGCAGAGAAGAUGCGGCGUACAACGUUUACGCAAACAGAUGGGAUUUCAAGCAGAGGAUCCACGUUAAUAACUCCAGAAUCCUAGACGGCACGAGGCAAGAGUUAGCGAAGCAGUUGGCGUUAAAUGAUCUUUUCGUGGACCAACGCGAUAUGUUUGCUGGUGUUCUCAACAGAACGUCCGUUCUUAUCUACACGGGCCAGCUGGAUGCGUUAUUUCCGGCCGUUAAAAUGUACGAGUCUUUCAAGAUGUUGCGAUGGCGUGGGUCCGAAUUGUUCAAAGAAGCUCGGCGCACGCCCUGGUACCGGAAUGACAAGCCUUCGCUGGGUCUGCUCGGCUAUUUGAAAAAGGUGGACUCGCUGAUGUAUGCCACGGUGUUAUUCGGUGGACAUCACAUAUCGCAAGAUUGUACGCCAGCUGUGAACGAACUGUACGAACGCUUUCUAAAAUUUGUAAAGUCUAGAGACGAGCCGCGACCUACCUCACAACAAAAGGUUUGGUGAAGUUGUA